UUAUGGGUUUGAAGGGUCCUCUAUUGUGUACUGCCCCUCGAGGAAAGAGGCUGAGCGUGUGACCUCCACUCUGACCUCGCUGGGUGUCACGUGUGGUGUAUACCAUGCUGGUCUGGGCAUGAAACAGAGAGAGGGAGACCCAGCAUCGCUUCAUGAGGGACGAAAUCCAGUGUAUUGUGGCUACAGUAGCUUUUGGAAUGGGGAUCAACAAGGCUGACAUCAGGAAGGUGAUCCAUUAUGGAGCCCCUAAGGAGAUGGAAUCUUACUACCAGGAGAUUGGACGUGCUGGGAGAGACGGACUUCCAAGUGCCUGCCACGUCCUGUGGGCACCAGCAGAUCUCAAAUUAAACAGGUUUCUCAUCAACCAGGUAGCAAACAACAAAUUCCGGGGCUACAAGCUCAAAAUGAUGGGCAAAAUGGACUUGUAUCUCAACUCAUCCAAGUGCAGAAGGAAGCUGAUCCUCUCCCACUUUGAAGACAAACAGCUUCGAAAGGUGACCUCGGGCAUCAUGGGAACUGACCAGUGCUGUGACAACUGCCGAUCUGGUACUCUCAAAGGGUUCCUGAGAAGUACCGGUGCCACCCUCUCUGUUUGGAGCUGGGAAGAGUGUCCUAGGCCCUGCUGGAAAGCCCUGGCACGGGAGCUGGUGAAUGAGGAAUACCUGAAGGAAGCCACCGGCACUAGCAGUUCUUGGGUCCUCUGUAAAAUCAUCCCCCAAGAGCUUGAGAGGAUCUGCAGAGAGGAAUGGGACAAACUCCCCAGAUACAGGUGUGCCAAGGUUGUAGCGUCAAACACAAGAAGACUCGAGGCUGUAAUCGCUGCCAAAGAUGCUUCAACAAAGUACAGAGGGAGGUGGUGGCUGAGCCGAGCCCUGGAUGAGAAACAGAGAACCCUCCUGCUCCAGUCGAGUGACCCUGACCUCAACACCUGGUCUGCACUAAGACGAAAGCAGAACCCUGCAGCCACCACUAGUGCCCCUGACCGACAGUAUUCCACCUCUCAGAACAGUAGGUUAAAUGUCUGUUGUAGGCCAGUCAACAGCAAAUCUAUCCCGAAGUUGGACAUGUCAUCUAGCAGUGACAGGACGCCAUCCAAGUUGUUGACCCAGGUAGCGGUGUCCAAACCACAGCCAGCCCCCAUCUCCGCCAGAGAGCUUGAACUGCAGACGGCGUUGUACGCCAAGCUGGUUGCUGAACGACAGAAACUGGCCAGUGAGAAGGACAUCCCACCGGCCAUACUGGCCACCAACAAAAUCCUCCUGGAAAUGGCCAAGAUGAGGCCGUGCACUGUGUCCAGUCUGAAGCAAGUGGAUGGUGUUUCUGAGGCAAAGUCCAGCAUGCUUAUACCCCUCCUCAAAACCAUAGCAAGUUUCUGUGAGCUUCACAACUUGAAGGUGGACUCCUCGAUUCUAGCUUCAGCCCCAGGUCCAGAGAGCGUUAGAGGGGCGGUGACUGGGAAG
Messenger RNA from Oncorhynchus masou masou (cherry salmon), 1460 nucleotides. RefSeq names its product bifunctional 3'-5' exonuclease/ATP-dependent helicase WRN-like. Gene Ontology annotation, cellular component: nucleoplasm; chromosome; cytoplasm. The transcript is spliced from 13 exons. Lineage: Eukaryota; Metazoa; Chordata; Actinopteri; Salmoniformes; Salmonidae. Gene Ontology annotation, molecular function: nucleotide binding; nucleic acid binding; four-way junction helicase activity. The record is from RefSeq and is a predicted model, not a curated record. The annotation marks the transcript as partial. Gene Ontology annotation, biological process: double-strand break repair via homologous recombination; telomere maintenance.